Messenger RNA from Rhizopus microsporus ATCC 52813, 759 nucleotides. RefSeq lists its product as uncharacterized. Bases 131 to 628 code for a protein of 165 amino acids. The record is from RefSeq and is a predicted model, not a curated record. The transcript has 2 exons. NCBI's taxonomy places the organism in Eukaryota, Fungi, Mucoromycota, Mucoromycetes, Mucorales, Rhizopodaceae.
UGUAAUAAUGAGCUUCCGUUCUUUCUUGUUUCAAGAAAGAAUAGAGCAGCUACAGCUUCUUCGGUGUCAAACCCUUGAUUAUCAUUGGCUUCAAUGGCAGCUUGAUAUCUAAUUCCUUGAGUAAAUCUCAAUGUGGAGAAAAAGAGACAGUGUGUUGGUUGAUUUAUACAAGGCUCAUUCACAAGAAGAGCCACCUUUACAUAGCAAUCGCUGUUCUGGCAGUUGCUACAACCCUUCUUAUUUGCCUCAACCACCACCUUUAACAAAGACUACAAAAAAUCCUCGGUCAAUAUACCCAGGAAGUGAUUUUGAUGUAUUUGGAAAAGAUAAAUCACCACAAACAUUUACAGAAAUAUACUCUAUUGAACCUUUCAUUUCAAAACAACUAACAAGUUGUCCUCAAAAAGAAGAAAUAGUGAUAGCGCAUGGUUUUAAAAGAGGACAACUAGAGGCACUUUUAGAUAGUACAGCCAUUAUUAAAAAACGAAAAGUGAACGCAGACAUGAUGACUCAUAACACCCAAAGUGUGUUCUUCAAGUCAACAGCAGCAUACAACACACCGUCAAACAUCUUUAUGACACAUAAUAAUGAGCACUGGGAGGAUUCCAUCGAUUUGGAGUACUGUUGAUAACUUUUAUGUCUUGUAAAUACAAUAGGUUCACUACAAACUCCAGUUGGAAAUAAAUGAAAUGCUUUCUACAGCAUGAUGUAUGUUGUAGGGAGAGGGGGGGAUGCUCUUCAAUAUUCAAACAAUAAGGG